Molecule: messenger RNA, 613 nt
Organism: Trichoderma harzianum CBS 226.95
Lineage: Eukaryota; Fungi; Ascomycota; Sordariomycetes; Hypocreales; Hypocreaceae
Exons: 1
Coding region: 185-559 (124 amino acids)
Source: RefSeq, a predicted model, not a curated record
CCUGCCUUUUGGUACCCGGCUCUGUUUGGCGCCGAUCAACUGCCGUCGAGAAGACGGCUCGCAGGUACCAUCCGGCCUUCAAAAAGAAACGCCUCUCGCAUCUUACAUCUACCUCGUUUCCCACUUUGACAGCAGUAUCUAAGUGGAAGCCUGAGACCUUGACUCUCCCCAAUCUUACCUGCAUAUGUGGCUCGCCCUUCUUCUAUCUGCUUGGUUUUGCUGUCUCUGCUGUGUUUAUGCCCACACCUCCCUCUCGUUCCCUUUCGGACUGGUACUAUCAUCGCAUCGACUAGACUACUGCUCUGAGUUCUGCUAUAGAACACUACUGAUAUUCAUCUUCUUGACGACAAACAGCCCGUGCGCAUCAGCGAAUCUCGCCACAAUAACUCCACUGCUGUUAGAUACACGCAGCGGUACUCAGGUUCCAUCAACUCACACGUUACUGCCUGUAUGUUUUGAUCGUUCCGAUGGCCAAUUUCGGCGUCAUUCUCCCUUGCAUUGGCGCAUCGCUAUGCAUGUCCCAGCUUAUGUUGAUCGCCAAUACCUGAUAUUGACUUAGCACUGGGAUACGAAGAAUGCUAACUUGCUGGAUUCGGUCUGUAGUGAAACCUCA